Molecule: messenger RNA, 1320 nt
Organism: Amoebophrya sp. A120
Lineage: Eukaryota; Dinophyceae; Syndiniales; Amoebophryaceae
Source: the annotation of a GenBank genome assembly
ACGGCGAGCUGGGGGCGGUGACACCGGGCAUGGUGGCGGGGACGACCUUGGAUCCGGAUCAGGUUGAAAGAAGGCUGACGCAGCUCGAAGAUGGACAGAAAACCCAAUCGCAAAAACAAGAGGAGGACAACACCAGCACUCGGCAGAGCUUGCAGCUUCAGAAGGGUGAAAUUGAGAAGCUCGGAGGGCGACAAAGCGUCACGGAGCGGCAGCUGGGGGGACUGGAGCAGAAUUUGAAUCAGCAGGUCGUGGACAAGGUUGCGCAGCUGCGAGAUAUGGUUGCCGCCAAGGUCGAACAGGACUCGUUGCAGCAGGUCACGGCGGACGCCCUAAACGCGGCUACCACACAAGCACAGCAGGUACUAUUAAAGUAGAGCAGGUUGAUGUAGUUCAGUACAUACUUUUUUCAGAUUGUGACUCAAAACUACUUCUCGUGCUACAACUUCCGUUGUGCCCUUGCGUCUCGGCUCGUUUGCAAAUUUUUACCUCGCUUAUGCGCUGAUUGCAGCGGCCUUUUUUCUUUUUCAACGUGGUACAUCUCGCUACUAGAACAUGCGAACGCGAACCAACUUAGACUUACUAAAAAAAAUUUUCAUACUCUCAGUCGGUGGAGCAGAUGAAGGCACCUCUGAAAGACAGCGUUGCCCAGUCGGUGAUUUCGCAAAAUGCCGACGAGACGGAAACAGCCAAGAUGAUGAUCAUCGUUGCUCUCGGGCUGGGCGGAGCCGCACUUCUUUUCGGGGCCCUUUUAACGAUUUUUUUCUGCUACAAGAUGAACGCACAACAGCAAAUGCUCGACGCGAUGAAGCAAACUACGUUGAACCGGGCCGCCACCGCGGACCGCCUGUCUCAAGUUUCACACGUCCUUGAAGAACCUCAGCAGUCUGUCUGAGCUGCGAAAACCCGGCCCACAAAAAACCAGCGCUGUCCUUUCUGUAAUUAUGUAAGUAUCCUUUCUCUUGUACAUGAAUGAAGAUAAGGUGGCGAGGUCAAGACCACGCUCUGCCCUGACAGAGUUGAGCUGUGAUACAUUCUUUUAGUGCCACCGAAAAUUUGAAUAAACCGAGAAGAAGCGUUCGAUUUUGCAGUGCCCGCCAUGUCGCGCUAUUAUAGAUGGCUUCAUGGUCGUGCUGAGUGCUGACUAAAGUCCCCAUGUGAAAUAAAUAUAAUUUUUUUGUUUCACUAGUAUGUUUGUAUAUGUAAUAUGUGUAAAUGCAACAUCAUAAAUGUAAAUCGCUUGGCGUAACCAAGACCAACCCAAUGUAACGACAAGAAGAUUGUAGCUCAUGCCCGAUCAGUCGACAGAAGUGUGUGGUGGAU